Molecule: messenger RNA, 1355 nt
Organism: Rubroshorea leprosula
Lineage: Eukaryota; Viridiplantae; Streptophyta; Magnoliopsida; Malvales; Dipterocarpaceae
Source: the annotation of a GenBank genome assembly
AAGUCAGCAAUAAUCAGGGCUACCUUUAAGGCGGAGAUAAAAAGAGCUUAGGGUUGGUUUCAAUUACCUUUUUGACGUGGCCCGGGGGUAUUUAUAGGAUCCAAUGAGGAACCCACGUGGCAUGCCAAGCAAGAUAAUCGGAGCCUGACAGUUUGAGAAAAUGUCUUCAGAAAGGACAGGAAGUGUAGUAGGGAGUGAGGUGGAGCCUCUAGACUAUGGGAGCAUGGACUCAGAGAGUAGUCCGUCUCCCUCUAGUUCAGAGAAAACGGUUGAAGGGGUGAGAGGGGAUGAAAUGGUGGACGUUGAGGGAGGAGAGGUGGUAGAGGUGAGGAGAAAUGAGGGUAAUGGGGUUGAGGUAGAUAGCAUACCCUUUACCGUAGUAGAAGUAGAAAGUAAUGGGGAGAGAGGUUAUGAUAGGAAUGCAGAGAUAGUGGAGGAAGUGAAGCAGUACCGAUCUGAACUAAGGACCAGGGAGGACCUGUGUCACUUAGUAGAAACGUACGAGAUCUCUUCUCGGGUACUAGUUAGGCCAGCUGGGGUAGAGGAGAGGGCAUGUUCUGCUCAUCGGGAUCAUUGGAUGCCCGUAUACUCCCAUUAUUUGUAUGCUGGGCUUAAGUUUCCAAUUCCCGAGUUGCUAAUAGGUUUACUGUUAGAUUACAACAUAGGGUUGACACAGUUGGUCCCCAACGCAAUGAGGGGGGGUAGCAGGAGAGAUAAGGGGUGGUAUUAUUUCACCCCGAGGGUAGCUAAUAAGGAGGGUAGAAUUUUAUUCACUGCGGGUCCUUCAUCCAUUAAGGGAUGGAAGGAAAAAUUCUUUUUUGUGGAUGACACGGAAUGGGGGAAAGGGGAUGCUGAGAGGGGGGAUGUACUAAAUAUUAUGGACCUCACCAGCGCAGCAUGCAUAGAGGCUGCUGAGCUCUAUGGGCCAAGCGCUUUGAGUGAAGCUGACAUGGAACAGUUUCUGAAUACUGCUGGAGGGAAGGCCAUCCCCAAGAAGCCAAGGAAGAAGUCAAGGACUUCAGCUAAGCAAGUGGAUGAGGGGAGAGCUGGGAAGGAGGUAGUGCCCUUAGCAUCAGCUGAGGUGGAGGAAGAGGUGCCAGCACUGAAGAAGAAGGGUUGGGAGGAGAGGAGGGCGCUGCAGAAGAAGCAGAAGGUGGUGGAGGAAGAGGGGAGUGGGGUGCCUGAGUUCGUACCUCAGCCACCUCCUGUGGAGCUGGACCCCGAGCUUAGACAGUUGGAGGAGGGGGCUGAGGUGGUUUAUCAACAACACCUUCCCCGAAGUGGACAAACGCCACGCGCGAGAGGAGGCUUUGAGAUACGGAGGAGCUUCUGUGGUGAAGCACGUUCUUGAGGUA